Messenger RNA from Acaulospora colombiana, 318 nucleotides. The record is from the annotation of a GenBank genome assembly. Lineage: Eukaryota; Fungi; Glomeromycota; Glomeromycetes; Diversisporales; Acaulosporaceae.
CGAAAGAAACAGCCUUCCACAUCGCCUCGUCCUGCUUCUGCACCUGUGACAGUUGCUCCACCAAAGCCGACACAAAAUUCCAAUGUCCCUAUUAACGUUCCAAAGCAACCAACCUCCCUGGCUACCUCGAACCAACCUAGUUUGUUAGGGCAGGGUCAAGGUAUCACUUCUCUCUUUUCAGGUAGCGGUUCUUCCCCGAGUGUCCCCGAAUCACAAGAGCCCAAGUAUCAAGAUUCUCAAAAUAACGUCCCUUGUGGAACUGAUGCAAAAGCUUUGAAGAGCUGUCUAGAGAACAAUAACUAUGAUGUCAACGCUUGA